AUGGCUUUACCGGUGAUCAGAUCCAUUGCUGAAUGUACUGACUACAGCAAGACGGUCCUGCCUUAUAUUGCCCAGCUGUACGACCUACCGCAGCAAAUAUUCGAGAACAUCACAAAUCUUCAAGCUCUCAAAGUCCUCUAUGUCUCCACCAACCCGUUAAUAUCCGCCUUCGCCUUCUCAUUAUUCCUCUUUCCCAUAUUCCUGGUCGUCUCGGAAAUCAACAGGAACUACUCGCAAGUUGAUCGGUGUUGGAGCGUCUUACCUACACUAUAUAAUGCCCACUUCACAGCCUAUGCACAUGCUACAGGCUUGUCAACUCGACGGCUGGAUAUGCUGCUGCUUUUUAGUACCUUCUGGAGCGCGCGAUUGACAUACAAUUACUGGCGCAAAGGAGGCUACAGCAUUGGCUCCGAAGAUUAUCGAUGGGAUGUCCUGAAGGAAUAUAUCAGCCCGCCGUUGUUCUUCAUCUUCAACGUCGUCUUCAUCUCCUUGGCUCAAAGUAUCCUCCUUUUCCUUGUGGCGACACCAACCUACGUCCUUUUACUCUCGACGAAAAGCACACCUGCUUGGACAACUGCAGAUGUGGUGUUCUCGAGAGCAUGGGGAUUCCUCGUAUUUUUGGCAUUCUACGCCGAUGGGCAGCAAUGGAGUGAGUCAUGCUACCUCUCAGUCGGUUUCUGGACCAUCACAUCACUAACGGCAAGGAUUUUAGCCUACCAUUCGGCGAAGAAGGAGUACCAAGAGACAGCCAAAGUCCCCAAAUGCUUCGACCAAGAAACCCUUGACCGCGGCUUCAAUACCACCGGAUUGUGGGCAUAUAGCCGUCACCCCAACUUCGCAGCAGAGCAGUCUGUCUGGGUUCUGCUCUACGGAUGGUCUUGCUGGGUCACGCAGACAUACUACAACUGGUCAAUUAUUGGAGCAGUGGCAUACCUAAUUCUGUUUCAGGCAUCGACGUGGUUCACGGAGCUCAUAUCGGCGAGGAAGUACCCAGAGUACAAGGAGUAUCAAAAGAGGGUUGGGAAAUUCCUACCGAAGCUGCCCGGAGGUCCGCCGGGAAAUUUCAGCGAUCAGCGGGUCUCGAAGCAAGUCGUGAAAUGA
Molecule: messenger RNA, 1101 nt
Organism: Letharia columbiana
Lineage: Eukaryota; Fungi; Ascomycota; Lecanoromycetes; Lecanorales; Parmeliaceae
Exons: 3
Coding region: 1-1101 (366 amino acids)
Cellular component (GO): membrane
Source: RefSeq, a predicted model, not a curated record